AUGUCAGUUGUCAAUGACACCAAAUUCACACACACCAUGUUCUUUCUCAGCGGGAUACCUGGUCAGGAAGACGUCCGUGUCUGGCUGUCUGUGCCCUUCUGUAUAAUGUAUGUUAUUUCUGUAGCAGGAAAUUCAGUUAUUCUGUUCAUUAUAAAAACAGAUGAAAGCCUUCAUGAGCCCAUGUACAUUUUCCUUUCCAUGUUGGCCAUCACAGACCUUGGCAUAUCGAUAUCCACCAUACCGACAAUCCUCGGUGUAUUCCUGUUUAACUCAAGAGAGAUCAGUAUCAAUGCCUGUUUUGCCCAGCAGUUCUUCAUCCAUUUUCUUCAGAGCACUGAAUCUGCAGUGCUCCUGUUAAUGGCCUUUGACCGCUUCAUUGCGAUCCGUAACCCCUUGAGAUAUGCUUCCAUCUUAACCCUGCCCAGAAUAGCCAAGAUGGGUCUGGUGUUUUUUCUAAGAGGGGUGGUCGUAAUAUUCCCACUCCCCUUUCUCCUGCAACGGUUCCAAUACUGUCGAGCCAACAUCCUCUCCCAUUCCUACUGCCUGCACCAGGACGUCAUGAAGUUGGCUUGUUCGGACAUCAGUGUCAACAGCAUCUACGGCUUGUUUACUAAACUCUUAACUAUGGGGCUGGACUCGUUUCUCAUCUUCCUCUCCUACAUGAUGAUCCUCAAAACGGUGCUGCACAUCGCAUCCCGCAUGGAGUGCCUCCGGGCCCUGAACACCUGCGUCUCCCACCUCUGCGCCGUCCUGCUCUUUUAUACCCCAGAGAUCAGCCUGUCUGUCAUGCACAGAUUCGGGAAGGGCUCCUCUCCCUUGCUUCAGAUUCUCCUGGGCUACGUCUCCCUGCUGGUCCCGCCCCUGAUGAACCCCAUUGUGUACAGCGUGAAAAGCAAACACCUGCGGGUGAGGAUCAUCAGGAAAUACAAACAAGAAAGAGGAGAAAUGCAAUUUGAAUAUGCAUUGUCAGCAUAA
This is a messenger RNA of Pelodiscus sinensis (Chinese soft-shelled turtle), 975 nucleotides long. RefSeq names its product olfactory receptor 51G2-like. Lineage: Eukaryota; Metazoa; Chordata; Testudines; Trionychidae. Gene Ontology annotation, biological process: G protein-coupled receptor signaling pathway. Gene Ontology annotation, cellular component: plasma membrane. The record is from RefSeq and is a predicted model, not a curated record. Gene Ontology annotation, molecular function: olfactory receptor activity; G protein-coupled receptor activity.